AUGCGGUUAUUGCUGCUUCCAUCGGAAUUCAGGAACUCAUAAUUCUCAUUACGCAUCAUGGCAACGCUAAAUUUAUAAAAAAAAAAAAGAGUAGAUGUUAAGUCUCGUAGAAUUAUAUUUUACAUAGUAUUUAUUUUACUAUAAUAAUAAAUGUUUAUGAAAAACGUAAUUCCAACUUAUGUUGUAAGAUUUGAACAACAAAAUAAAGCCAUUCGUUUGCCUAUCAUAUUAUAAAAUAUAAUAUAUGAUGAUCAACCAAGAAAAGUCCUAGAUGCCAAAAAAAAGACUGGGAGAUACCGAUAUUAUCAACAAGAAUAAUAUUGAACGAGAAAAUAACCAAAUGGAUAAAUAUUCUUUGUAUACACAAGUAACAAACAACUUGGUGGACGAAGUAUGUGACUUGUGUCUGGAGCCGUUUACAUCUAAAAGGCAACUGAAAUAUCAUAUUACAACAACGCACAGUGGUAUUUCUACGAUCGACGAUCUUUCAAUUAAAAAAAAAUCAGAUAAUAGAUUCGAAGGUAAUAAAAUGAUAAAUGGGACAAAUAUUAAACAUAAGAAUUAUGAAAUGGCAGAAAAUUGCUCUAAAUUGUUGAUGAAAGUUGAAAAAACUAGGCCUUUGCAAGUAUCAAACAGUUUGGCGGAAGAAAUAUGUGAUUUGUGCCUGGAGCCGUUUACAUCUAAAAGGCAAUUGAAAAAUCAUAUUACAACAUCGCACAAUGAUAAUUCUACAAUCGAUGAAUUUUCAAUCAGAGCCAAAAACGGAUAUAAAGUUAAAACUAUAAGAAACGCUAUCAAUACAAGAAGUAAAAUAGAUGACUUCAAUUGCUAUAACAAUGAGCCUCAGAUAGAUACGUACAAUAAUUUGCAAGUUUUUAGGGAAACAUCAAAGGAAGUCUUACCCAAAAUAUGUAUGUUCAUCUGCAAUUUGUGUCAAAAAUCGUUUGCUACCAAAAAACUAAUCAUUUAUCAUUUUUCAAAAUCACACUCCACUAUUUCAAACAUAAAGCAGAAGUCUCAAAAAGGUAUCCAAAUUCUAGACUGUUGGGGUAAAAAAUUUUCUGGAAACGAUGGCAGUCACACUUAUAAAUCUAAACUCAAAUUACAUGAAGGCAUGUAUACUGUCAAACAUUUUUAUAAAUGUGGUGUUAGCGAAAAACUAUUUGCCCAAAACUCUCAUCUCAAAAUACAUUUGAGUAUGCAUACUGGUAACAAACCAUAUAAAUGCACUGUGUGCAAUAAAACGUUUAGUAGUAAGGGUAUUCUCAAAACACAUAAUCACUUGCAUAUCGGUAUGAAACCGUUUGAAUGCACUACGUGCAAUAAAACGUUUAGCAGUAAUGGCAACCUUAAAACACAUUAUCGCAUGCAUAUUGGUGAGAAACCAUACGAAUGCGCUAUUUGUGAAAAAUCGUUUGUCCAAAACUCUCAUCUCAAAAUACAUUUGAGUAUGCAUACUGGUAACAAACCAUAUAAAUGCACUGUGUGCAAUAAAACGUUUAGCAGCAAGGGUAUUCUCAAAACACAUAAUCGCUUGCAUAUUGGUGAGAAACCAUACGAAUGCGCUAUAUGCAAAAAAUCAUUUGCCCAAAAGUCUCAUCUCAAAAUACAUUUGAGUAUGCAUACUGGUAACAAACCAUAUAAAUGCACUGUGUGCAAUAAAACGUUUAGUAGUAAGGGUAUUCUCAAAACACAUAAUCGCUUACAUACCGGUAUGAAACCAUUUGAAUGCAUAAUGUGCAAUAAAACGUUUAGCAGUAAUGGCAACCUUAAAACACAUUAUCGCAUGCAUAUUGGUGAGAAACCAUACGAAUGCGCUAUUUGUGAAAAAUCAUUUGCCCAAAAGUCUCAUCUCAAAAUACAUUUGAGUAUGCAUACUGUAACAAACCAUAUAAAUGCACUGUGUGCAAUAAAUCGUUUAGUAGUAAGGUUAUUCUCAAAACACAUAACCGCUUGCAUACCGGUAUGAAACCAUUUGAAUGCACUACGUGCAAUAAAACGUUUAGCAGUAAUGGCAACCUUAAAACACAUUAUCGCAUGCAUAUUGGUGAGAAACCAUACAAAUGCGCUA
This is a messenger RNA of Adelges cooleyi (spruce gall adelgid), 2071 nucleotides long. Its product is annotated as zinc finger protein 585A-like. Gene Ontology annotation, biological process: regulation of transcription by RNA polymerase II. NCBI's taxonomy places the organism in Eukaryota, Metazoa, Arthropoda, Insecta, Hemiptera, Adelgidae. Bases 272 to 1969 code for a protein of 565 amino acids. Gene Ontology annotation, cellular component: nucleus. Gene Ontology annotation, molecular function: DNA-binding transcription activator activity, RNA polymerase II-specific; RNA polymerase II cis-regulatory region sequence-specific DNA binding. The record is from RefSeq and is a predicted model, not a curated record. The transcript is spliced from 4 exons.